Messenger RNA from Cryptomeria japonica (Japanese cedar), 1937 nucleotides. RefSeq lists its product as uncharacterized. The record is from RefSeq and is a predicted model, not a curated record. Bases 153 to 1634 code for a protein of 493 amino acids. The transcript has 12 exons. NCBI's taxonomy places the organism in Eukaryota, Viridiplantae, Streptophyta, Pinopsida, Cupressales, Cupressaceae. Gene Ontology annotation, molecular function: ATP binding; protein kinase activity. Gene Ontology annotation, biological process: protein phosphorylation.
ACGCAAGGAAUGAAUGGACGCGCUUUUCAUUAUGAGAUUGAUUGAGAUAAGGGGGUAAAAAUGGGAAAAAACCUUGGGCAAAGUAGGAGGAGUCUCCAACGACUGAAAACUACAACAAAAAUAUAAUCUGCAAACUGAAUAAAAAUAAAUUCAUGUUGCUCCAGGACCAAGAGCAAGAGCUGCUCGAAAUAGAAAUGAAAAAGCUCGAGGAUUUACAGGAAACUUUGACUAGCAAAUUUAAACCAUGGCAAAGAACGGUGGAUUUCUGGGCGAGAGCACUGAACGUCUACACGGGCUACAAGGUUUGUCAGCUUCGGGUGAAAUUCGUUCCAGAGAGGGAAACUCAAGAGAGGAUAUGGGAGGAACAGCAUGAAAUUGCAGCCACCAAGAUUUAUUCCCUUUGCUCAGACCUUGGCGGCUUUUUCCUCAAGGCUGCUCAAAUACUUGGCAAACCAGAUCUGGCCCCAGAUGCAUGGGUUAAAAAAUUGGUUACACUGUGUGAUGGUGCACCCCCUACUCCUUUUGAGGCUAUGCAACAUGUAUUGGAGGAGGAACUCGGAAAGAAACCUAAUGAAGUUUUUGAAAUGUUUGAGAGAAUUCCUCUAGGUUCAGCAUCAGUUGCCCAGGUUCACAGAGCAAGAAUUCAGGGUGAAAAAAGUGAUGUCGCUGUAAAGGUUCAACAUCCUGGAGUACAGGAACUCAUGAUGACAGAUAUCCAAAAUUUGAAAAGUUUUGCAGCAUACUUACAAAAAACAGAGCUCAAAUUUGAUCUUGUGUCAGUUGUUCAAGAAAUAGAAAAGCAGGUUGGUUAUGAAUUCGAUUUUUUGAGGGAAGCAAAAUCCAUGGAGAUGAUUGGUAAAUUCUUAGAAACAUAUAAUAAGGGUAAACCACCAGUGAUUGUACCGCGACCUAUUUCAAGCAUGGUCACUAGGAGAGUUCUGGUUAUGGAAUUUAUAGAAGGGACCCCUAUUAUGCGUCUAGGAGAUGAGAUGUCUAAAAAGGGGAUAAGUCCAAACAGUAAAAUGGCAAUGGUAGUUAAGAGGAGUAUUUUGAAAGACUUAACUACAGCUUAUGGGCAAAUGAUAUUGAAGAGUGGAUUCUUCCAUGCAGAUCCGCAUCCUGGCAAUAUUUUGAUAAACAAAGAGACUAAGGUUGCAUUAUUAGAUUAUGGACAAGUGAAGGAGUUACCAGAUGAUCUUAGGAUUCAAUUUGCAAGACUAAUAGUGGCACUUGUGUCUGGUGAUUCCCUGAAAGUAGGGAAAAGUUUUGAGGAUCUUGGGAUACGAUCUUCAACGAAAGCUACGGAUAAUCCAGUUGCCAUCACAAAAUUGGCCCGAAUGAUGUUUGAUACUAAACUUCCACCUGGUGUCAAAGCUGCAAAUCCUUUUGCAGAGGAUUCCUCACUAAAAGAGGUUUCUGUGCAGAGUUUUCCUGAGGAGCUAUUUUUCGUGCUGCGCACAGUACAACUUCUACGAGGUAUUAGUGCAGGUAUGGGUAUAAAUUACUCAUGUGCGGAAGCAUGGAAACAAAUGGCAGAGGAAACAAUCCCUUCAGUAGGACCAGGUACAGACUUGCAGAGAAAAAAUGGCAAGAAUGGUGGCUCAAGGAAUUUGCUUUUUUGGAAGAAAAGAUAGCACUCAUUUGCUCUAGCCCUGAAUAAUCAUGCUUAUUGAAUUUAGUCAAGUAGAACCUAUAGAUACUCCUAGUGUUAUUGCUUAAGUUAACUAUGAUGUAUUCCUUUAUGUACGAUAUUAUGUGUCUCUGGAAAAAUGGGGACAGUGAGUCGUAUGGUAGCUACAAAUGCUAUGGUUUCCUAUUUUUCCUGCCACAUUAACUAUGGUUAUAUGUUCCCACUUCUAAGGAGGGAAUUCUUCUUUUAUAUGGAAAAAUUUCGAGAAUAUGUCUACUAGCUCCUAUGCAAAACCAACUUCCUUUUA